Cetraspora pellucida is the source of this 573-nucleotide messenger RNA. The record is from the annotation of a GenBank genome assembly. NCBI's taxonomy places the organism in Eukaryota, Fungi, Glomeromycota, Glomeromycetes, Diversisporales, Gigasporaceae.
AUGUUGUUUGCAAUAUCAGUAGUCAGUUGGACCAAGUUAACCUUACAUGAAUUGAAGAAACUAUGUGUUUUAUGUGGCCUGUCAGACAGAGGUAACAAAGAAGACUUAGGUAAAAGGUUGCAUCUCUUUUUUGAGAAAAGAAAGGGAAAGCAAUCAGAAAAGUCAUUAGAAGGAGCUAGUGCAGAAGCUAGCAGCAGAGAUAAUAUUUAUGAGGAAUCUCAAGAAGCAGAUAAGAGGAUUAGAGAUAAGAUCACUCAUUAUCUGGAAAAGAAAAAAGAAGAGUCAGUACCAAUCAAUAUUUUUUUGUCAGCCUUAGGUAAUCUAGAAAAGAAAAUAGAUAAAAGUUUUUCAGCUCUUCAUUUGGAAAUAAAAGAAGCUAUGAGGGUUUUACCUACUUCACUUAUGAAAGAUUUUGCUGAUAUUCGGAAUGAAAUUGAAACUCAAGCAAUUACACUGAGGUUGGCAGAUAAUAAAGUAGAGAAGGAUAUGGGUUUUCAAAAUGCUAAGAAGAGAUCACAUGUUUCAACUGUAGUGGAUUCAGACAUAUUGCUUCCAAUUGUUCCUUUAUAUUGA